AUGGCUUCGAACGGUGAUAAGUUUGGAAACGAUCUGGAAUCUGAAUCCGAUUCUAAUCCAGGAUCCCCUAACCUCGAUGCGCAAGAGGUUGACGACAAUGUAGAGGAUAUUGACGAGAAGCCCAUCAAAUCCGCAUUAAAGAAAUCAUCACAUAAAGAACCUGCGCCAGCUAUUGUUCGACCUACCUUACCACCUCAAACCGAACCAAAAGACUUGGAUGUCAAGUCCCUGACUCCCCUCACCCCAGAGAUUAUCGCAAGACAAGCAACUAUCAACAUUGGUACUAUUGGACAUGUGGCGCACGGAAAGUCAACUGUGGUGAAGGCUAUCUCUGGAGUACAAACUGUUCGUUUCAAGAACGAGUUGGAGAGAAACAUUACGAUCAAGCUUGGUUAUGCCAAUGCAAAGAUCUACCAAUGCGAUAACAAGGAGUGCCCAAGACCUGGAUGCUUUAGAAGUUAUAAGAGUGAAAAGGAGGUUGACCCACCUUGCGAAAGAGAGGGGUGCAGCGGUACCUACAGACUUUUGAGACACGUAUCCUUCGUCGAUUGCCCUGGUCACGAUAUUCUUAUGAGUACUAUGUUGUCUGGUGCAGCCGUCAUGGACGCCGCUCUCUUACUUAUUGCUGGAAACGAAACUUGCCCCCAACCACAAACAUCUGAACAUUUGGCCGCUAUCGAAAUUAUGAAGCUCGACAAAGUCAUUAUUCUACAGAACAAGGUCGAUUUGAUGAGAGAAGAAGGCGCAAACCAGCAUUACCAAUCGAUAUUGAAGUUCAUUAGAGGAACUGUUGCAGGUGGAGCACCAAUUAUUCCAAUCUCCGCCCAAUUGAAGUUCAACAUCGAUGCCGUCAACGAAGCUCUUGUUUCCAACAUCCCUGUUCCACCAAGAGAUUUCACAAUGGAUCCACAAAUGAUUGUUAUUCGAUCCUUCGAUGUUAACAAACCAGGUGCUGAAAUUGACGAAUUGAAGGGUGGUGUUGCUGGUGGAAGUAUCCUGCACGGUGUCAUCAAGUUGGGUGAUGAAAUCGAGAUUCGACCCGGUAUCGUUUCUCGCGAUGAGAAGGGAGGUGUUAAAUGUCAACCAAUCUUCAGCAGAAUCAUUACUCUCAACUCGGAGAACAAUGAAUUGAAAUACGCUGUUCCAGGAGGACUUAUUGGUGUUGGUACACGAAUUGAUCCAACUCUUUGCCGUGCCGAUCGUCUCGUUGGUUUCGUUCUCGGUCUCAAGGGUCGUCUUCCUGAUAUCUACAUUGAAAUCGAAGUCAACUAUUAUCUGUUGCGUCGUCUCUUGGGUGUUAAGACUGCUGAUGGUAAACAAGCUAAGGUUACCAAGCUCACCAAGAACGAGGUUCUCAUGGUCAACAUUGGAUCUACUGCUACUGGUGCUAAGGUCAUGGCUGUUAAGCAAGAUGCAGCUAAAUUGCUCUUGACUAACCCCGCUUGCACUAACAUUGGAGAGAAGGUUGCGCUAAGUCGUCGUAUUGAAAAGCAUUGGAGAUUGAUUGGUUGGGCCACUAUUGCGGCUGGUGUCACUCUUGACCCAAGCACUUCUUAA
Messenger RNA from Botrytis porri, 1557 nucleotides. RefSeq lists its product as uncharacterized. NCBI's taxonomy places the organism in Eukaryota, Fungi, Ascomycota, Leotiomycetes, Helotiales, Sclerotiniaceae. Gene Ontology annotation, biological process: positive regulation of translational fidelity; formation of translation preinitiation complex. Bases 1 to 1557 code for a protein of 518 amino acids. The record is from RefSeq and is a predicted model, not a curated record. Gene Ontology annotation, molecular function: GTP binding; translation initiation factor activity; GTPase activity. Gene Ontology annotation, cellular component: cytosol; eukaryotic translation initiation factor 2 complex. The transcript is spliced from 2 exons.